Drosophila busckii is the source of this 413-nucleotide messenger RNA. It is a transcript of the gene Cpr47Eg, whose product is annotated as cuticular protein 47Eg. The transcript has 2 exons. NCBI's taxonomy places the organism in Eukaryota, Metazoa, Arthropoda, Insecta, Diptera, Drosophilidae. Bases 22 to 381 code for a protein of 119 amino acids. Gene Ontology annotation, molecular function: structural constituent of chitin-based larval cuticle. The record is from RefSeq and is a predicted model, not a curated record. Gene Ontology annotation, cellular component: chitin-based extracellular matrix.
CCAAGUCUUAAAGUAAACACCAUGAAGUGCAUGAUUGUAUUUGCCUGCUUGCUGGCUGCGGCCCUUGCCAAUGAAGAUGCCGGCGUCCUGCGCAACGAAGCAGAGGUUAAUGUGAAUAACUUCAAGUAUGCGUUAGAGCUCGACAACAGCGUUAAGGUAGAACAGCAUGGAGAACAGGAUGGGGAUGCAUGGAGGGUAGCGGGAUCGCAUAGCUGGACCUCUCCUGAGGGCGAAGGAGUGAGCAUCCAAUACGUGGCCGACGAGAAUGGCUACCAGGUGUUGAGCGCUAACCCACCUCUGCCCACUCCACCACCAAUUCCAGAGGCCAUCCAAAGGGCGCUUGCAUAUAUUGCAGCCCAUCCCCCACAGCCUGAGCACUAAAUAAUUAACUUGUUAAAAUAAUAAAUGCAUAA